This is a messenger RNA of Pyrenophora tritici-repentis Pt-1C-BFP, 2223 nucleotides long. NCBI's taxonomy places the organism in Eukaryota, Fungi, Ascomycota, Dothideomycetes, Pleosporales, Pleosporaceae. The record is from RefSeq and is a predicted model, not a curated record.
AUGUAUGGACAGCCCAUGCCGUGGCAGAUUCAGGGUGUGGCCCAGAUGGUGCCCCUCGCAAUGCCGAUGGCGAUGCCUCAGCAGCCAUAUCCACAAAUAGCAACGAGGAUGCCGGAGCCUGCUCAACAUCAACCCCCAUACCAGGCUCUGGAUCGGCCUCAACACCGGCAAGCGUAUCCAGAGACGACGAUUUCGCAUGUGCCCAAGGCGGGUCGACACAAGAACCCUGAGGUGAAGCAAAGGGGCGCCAAGAAGGAAGAUCAAGAGCCAAAGGACAGGAUGGAGCGAAACGAGUAUACUAGUGUAACUGAAGCAAAAACGGUUGUGGACAGCCGUCGUGUUGAGCCGGAAGCCGACGGAAGGAAUGAUGAGUACGGAAGGAAUGAUGAGCACGGAAGGAACGAUGAGCAUGGAAGGAACGAUGAGUACGGAAGGAAUGAUGAGCACGGAAGGAACGAUGAGCAUGGAAGGAACGAUGAGCAUGGAAGGAACGAUGAGCAUGGAAGGAACGAUGAGCAGCCCGGGCAGAAAGCAUUCGGGUUAAAUGCGUCGCGUGGACAGUCGUCUCGCUUGACGAGUUUUGGUAUUCUUAGCCUGCAGCUGUGGGAUCCCUCAGCCUUCUGGGCCUCCGGGGUCCGCCGGCCCAUACACGAGUAUGAGCUGGUGCCGCGCGAAUCGCUCGACGACCAACAGCCGUUUGCUCUUGAUCCGCCGACAUCGCGCUCGUCCAAACCAUCGUGGCUCGCCCGCCUGAAAUCUCACCUUAGCGGCGUGAACAAGCUCUCUGAGCGUGCCGUCUACACCCACUACGUCACCCCGCGUCGGCGGAAACGUUCAAUUCUGCGCCUCAUCUACUGGACCUUCUUCUCGGUGCCAUAUAUUCUAAUCCUCCUUGUGCUGAUCACCGGCAUCUUCUUCCCGAGCUAUACGGUCCGACCCGCUCACUAUGAAGAGCUGCGCAAAAGGGCCGCCGACACUGGACGCGCGAACCCGUACAACGAAAAGGUCUUCAUCACUGCGUCGCUGGCAGAGAACAAGGGCGACUUGACCUCUGGCGCAUGGGGCAAAGAGGUAUUGCAGCUGGUGGAUCUGCUGGGUCCCGAGAAUGUCCACUUGAGCCUAUACGAAGACAACCCGGAUCCGCUAACGAAGCAGUCGCUCGCCGACUUCCGCUACAAAGUAAAAUGCAACUCGACCAUCGUCGCCGAAGAUCUCGACAUCGCUGCUCUUCCCCACAUUACACUACCCAACGGCGAGAAGCGCCUGAAGCGAAUCGCUUUCCUCGCCGAGGUACGAAACCGAGCCAUGGACCCCAUCGACAAGCACGGCGUCAAGUUUGACAAGGUCCUUGUCCUCAACGAUGUCAACUUCGACCCUGUCGAGGCUGCCCAGUUGCUCUUCGCAACCAACAUUGAUUCCACCGGACGAGCCGACUACGCAGCAGCGUGUGCUGUUGACCACAUCAUGCCCUUCAAAUUCUACGAUCGCUUUGCAACGCGUGAUUUUGACGGCAUGAUCACUGGCCUACCCUUCUUCCCCUGGUUCACCAGCGCGGGCACAGCCACAAGUAGGAACGAUGUACUGGCAGGCUCGGAUGCAGUGCGUGUGCGUAGCUGCUGGGGCGGCAUGGUGGCAUUCGAAGCCAAAUGGUUCCAGGCCCAAAACCAUGGCCAAAAUAAUAAAGCUGCCCACCCUCAGAGUCAGUCGCCCAACCCUCAUACCUCUCCCCUUCGAUUCCGAUACGACAGCGAGCCUUUCUGGGAGGGUUCCGAAUGCUGCCUGAUCAACGCAGAUCUCCAGUACCGAAUGUCUGGAAAAGGAAGGCCUACGGAAUCCAGGAUAUACAUGAACCCUUUUGUUCGCGUGGCAUAUGAUGAAAGCACCUUGAGCUGGCUGUCCUUUAUCCGUCGGCCAGAACGCCUAUACGCCCCAAUCCACGACAUUCUCAACUACUUUGUCGGCUUUCCCGAGAAGCAGUCACGGUGGGCUGAAGAGCCAGGCGAGGUUGUAAAUGAGCAGGUGUGGGUCUAUGACCAUCCAGUUGCCGCCUUUGCCAAGAACGCCACAGAAGCGGAUCUCUCGGGCCAUUAUAUUGAGCGGACGCGAACUGCGGAACCGGGUGGCUUCUGCACAUCCCCCAACCUUCUUGUCAUCAACGAGAAGCCCGAACAUGGCCCUGGAGCUUGGAGCAAGAUUAUUAUACCCAGACCCCCCAUGUACUGA